AUGUUCAAAGUCCGGGAUGAUUUCGACAAGAUUCAGGCCUCCCGACCUGACUUCAAGCGCGAUGCGCCGGUCACUUUCUCCCAGCCCCCGAAUCCAAAUUGGAAACAAGGCGACGGUGCCAAUGAUGGUGGAGAGAGUCUGAAGAAGAAUCAUGUCGAAAUUGAUCCAUACGAAGAAGGACGACCGGUAUCAUCAAACUAUAAGCUUUUGAUCUCGGGAAUUGUCCCAAGACCCAUCGCGCUUAUCAGCACCAGAUCCAAAGACGGAAAGACAACGAACUUGGCGCCCUUCAGUUAUGCUCAGGUCAUCAAUCACGACCCUCCUCUUUUCACUGUGGGAUUCGUUGGCUCGCUUGAGAAGGCCAAGGACUCACUGAAGAAUAUGGUCGAGUCGGGUGAAUGUGUGAUCAAUAUCAUCUCUGAGCAUUUUGUCGAGGCGGCCAAUGCGACCGCUAUCAAUGCACCGUACGGAGUCUCCGAGUGGGAGAUUUCCGGGCUGCACCAAGCACCUUGCUCUGUCGUCCAAGCUGCCCGUGUCAAGGAGUCAAUGUUCUCAAUUGAAGGCAAGCUCGUCGAGACUAAGGAGUUUCAGAGCAGGACGACGGGUAAGACAACGGGCACUUUGGCGAUUAUUGAGGGUGUUCGUUUCUGGGUGAGGGAUGACGCUAUCAACGAGGACAAGAGCAUUGUCGACCUCAAGGUCCUGAAGCCCAUCAGUCGGCUCGGGGGUAUCUCGUAUGGGCGUACCACUGAUGCCAUCGAAAUUCCGAGACCAAACUUCUAG
Molecule: messenger RNA, 783 nt
Organism: Aspergillus thermomutatus
Lineage: Eukaryota; Fungi; Ascomycota; Eurotiomycetes; Eurotiales; Aspergillaceae
Product: flavin reductase family protein
Exons: 1
Coding region: 1-783 (260 amino acids)
Molecular function (GO): FMN binding
Source: RefSeq, a predicted model, not a curated record